Molecule: messenger RNA, 1317 nt
Organism: Archocentrus centrarchus (flier cichlid)
Lineage: Eukaryota; Metazoa; Chordata; Actinopteri; Cichliformes; Cichlidae
Exons: 5
Coding region: 250-1002 (250 amino acids)
Source: RefSeq, a predicted model, not a curated record
AUACAGUCCCACCCAUGUCUACUGGAGAAUGGCACUCGCAGUGGCUACUGUGGUUGGAAGCACUACUUGAAAAUAAAGAUGAUGAACUUCAGAACAAAGCUCAGCCGAGCGGGACAUUCUGAGGUUGCAGUCAACUCUCUGAAGAAUAAACGGAAAGGCCAAGAGAAGCCAGCAGCCAACAUCAAGUAGCCCAGGAAGGCAGAAGUUAAUUUCUGUCCAAACGUACCCAGAGGUGAAACAAGAGAGAGUAUGGAGGCAGAAAGGGUGGCUCUACUGACAGAGGUAAAAAAGAAGAAAAAGGAUGAGGCUGAGAUCAAGAGGAUGAUGCAGCAUACCUUCUCGAUCAGGAGGCAGGAGGUUCUCCAGGAGCCAGCAAUUCCAGAGUUCCAAAACAGAUGGCCAGCACUCUUUGAUGUCAGUGAGAUCAACUUAGAGUUUAUACGACUGACAACUGUACCUCUGACCUCCAAAUUCUUUGGAGAACUGGACCGUCUGACAGACAACCUUAUCAAGGUUUUCAAUACCAAAGGUGGAGCUGCAGGAAGAAAGAUCACCGCCAUAAUGGCCCAGAUGGAUAACAAUGAAGACAUCAAUGUGAGGCGUGAUUUUGUGCUGAGUUGUCUGAGCAUCUACCUCAAUGAAGACCUGAACACACUAGUUAAAGAAUACGUGGACACUGAAUCCAGAGAGGCUGAGGCAGAUGUUGCAGAGAAGACCGUGGGCAUCUACACUGUCCGAGCAGAGGGUCGUGGUCCUGAUGGUCCAGGUAAUGGACGCUUUGCUGAUGUUGGUGUUGUGCUGGAAGGCGUGAAAGUUCUCCAUAACCUGCAGAGUGUCAGACAUGCAUGUGUGAUGCUUUAUGGGCUGAUCUACGCACUCAACUUGAGCUAUCCAAAACGCCUGAAGCGUACAUUUGAGGUGUACCAGAAAAUCCUGAUGGACCUGGACUCAACCAAGCUUUCACCAAAAGUACAGGCACUGAAAAUCAAAUUGCUCCAGUGAUUUGGCUGGCAACAAUGCACUUACACAGCCCCUACCUGAUUUUUCUUUUUUCUCAGACAGGAUCUUGUGUUCAAAUGACCCCUUAGUUCUUGAAGGGUGUGUCAGGGAAAUAUCUGUUUUUGUUUUGUUUUCUUAUGAUGCUGAAGCAUUUAAUGGGAGUGUUGUGAGUGUGGCUGUGUAGGUGGGUUCAUAGAUGGAGUUUCUAAAGUGUGUUAGCUGGCAGUUUUGCAGUGGCUCAGCUCAAACUACAUUUGUCUUUCUUCCCAGAUUUAAUAGGACCUAGUUAUGUGUUUAAAAGAUAUUUAAUCUACAAAA